Messenger RNA from Drosophila ananassae, 1556 nucleotides. RefSeq names its product glycerol-3-phosphate phosphatase. The transcript is spliced from 2 exons. Bases 425 to 1342 code for a protein of 305 amino acids. The record is from RefSeq and is a predicted model, not a curated record. Gene Ontology annotation, molecular function: phosphatase activity. NCBI's taxonomy places the organism in Eukaryota, Metazoa, Arthropoda, Insecta, Diptera, Drosophilidae. Gene Ontology annotation, cellular component: cytoplasm.
UUUGGAUAAAAAAAAUAUUUCAUAUACAGGAAAUAUUUCGCGCCUCAAGACAUCGUUUGUCUUUCUAUUCACAGUCUUUUUAAGAUUUUUGUUUUAUGGAAUGGACUGAGAGUCCCCAGAUCCACUUCCUCCAUAGCCAGACAGCCACUGCCGUAGGGUGGCAUCUAUUUACAUACGGAAUCUUAUCGGAGAAGCCACUCGCUCGGCGCGGGCUCACUAGUUAGCUAAAUCGUGUAAUCAAAGAUACUAAGAGGCGGAAAGAGCUUCAGGAGGAGGAAGAGGUGGAACAAGAGGAGCAGGAGGAGCAGGAGGAGGAACAGUAGUCAAGUCCAAUGUCAAUGCGUUGACAUUGAAGGUUAAAUGUACGGCCGUUCAGUUCGCUGGCGAAUUUCCGUGCGCGCGCAACACUUCCAGCAUCUCCGACAUGGCACCACCGCGUCACAUCCUCAAGCUGAGCCGCGAGGAGCAGCGCCAGUUCAUCAACUCCUUCGACAUGGUCAUCAGUGACUGUGAUGGAGUGGUGUGGCUCCUUGUUGGAUGGAUUCCCGGCACGGGUGCGGCCGUAAAUGCCCUAAAAGCUGCCGGGAAACAGAUCAAGUUCGUGUCCAACAAUAGCUUCCGAUCGGAGGCGGAUUACAUGGAGAAUUUCCGGCAUAUUGGCGCCCAGAAUGUACAAGAGGACGAUGUCGUUCAUCCGGUGAAGACCAUUGUGCGGUAUCUGCAGAAGCACAAUCCCGGGGAGAGGGUCUACUCCCUCAUGUCCUUGGAGGCGAACGAAACGUUGCGUAAGCACAACAUCGAAUACGAGUCCUUGAACAUCAAGGAGCACCUGACGGCCGCCACGCUGGUGAACUACCUGGCCAUUGAGAAGCCGGUGGGUGCAGUGCUCUUCGACAUCCACCUGGACAUGUCGUAUGUGGAGCUGGCCAAGGCCAUCCGGCACUUGCAGGAGAAUCCCGACUGCAAGCUAAUAGCCGGAGGGAGUGAUGUGAUUAUGCCGCUGGCGGAGAACCUCAAUGUGGCCGGAUUCUUUGACUUUUUGGAGCAUGUGAAGCGGUAUACGGGCCGGGAGGCCACCUUCCUGGGCAAGCCGUCGCCCAUUCUCGGCGAGAUGUUUGGUGAAAUGUUCGAGAUCGGAGAGCCAAAGCGUUGCAUCUUCAUUGGGGAUACACUCGUGCAAGAUGUUCAGUUCGGGAAGUCCUGUGGCUUUCAGUCCCUGCUCGUCCUGAGCGGCUGCCUCACCAAGGAGGACAUGCUGAACGCUCCGGUAGAUGCCCAGCCGGACUACUAUGCCGAUAGCCUGGCCGAUUUCACGCAAUUGCUGGAGAAUCUGAAGGAGUAGGGGCAUCUCUGUCCCUUUCUUGUUGGGCGUUGGAACAGAAAACUAAAUAGAAACCGAACCACCGCUUGAAAAAAAACAAUAUUUCAAAAAUCAAGUACAAAUGUUGUCCGAAAAUCAUCAUCUCUUCAGAGUCCUGCACAAGCCGCGAUGAUUUUGAUAGAAUUCUGUUCAAAAUACAUUAGUAACUAAUAAAGGAGUUUAGCUUAAAGGUUAA